Python bivittatus (Burmese python) is the source of this 1627-nucleotide messenger RNA. Its product is annotated as pancreatic lipase-related protein 2-like. Gene Ontology annotation, molecular function: lipoprotein lipase activity; protein binding. Gene Ontology annotation, biological process: lipid metabolic process. The record is from RefSeq and is a predicted model, not a curated record. Lineage: Eukaryota; Metazoa; Chordata; Lepidosauria; Squamata; Pythonidae.
GUAAGGGCGGAAUAGCACAGGAGAAUAUUCUGAAUGGAAGAUUUCACAGUAUUAAAGAAGCUUAGAAUGAUUAACCUAAUUUGGAUUGCUGUCUACUUCCUUCUUGGCACAGCACAAGCCAACGAAGUCUGUUAUGAAACAAUAGGCUGCUUUUCUGAUAAACCCCCUUGGUCGGGAAUACCUGGGAGACAUCUGUUUGGCUUACCUGCAUCUCCGGAGAGCAUGAAUAUCUCUUUCUCACUUUUCACAAAAGAAACUGGAAAUCUGUCACAAAAAAUAUUAUACAAUAAAACAUCAACUCUCCAAAAUUCUCACUUCUCCCCAUUGAGGAAAACUCGCUUUGUUAUCCAUGGAUUUACAAGCACCGGAAAAUAUGGCUGGGUUGUGGAGCUGUGUUUGCUUCUGGUAAAUGUGGAAGACAUUAACUGUUUUGCUGUUGACUGGGAAGAUGGAGCUAAAUGCACUUACUUCAUUGCUGGCAGCAAUAUCCGUGUUCUUGGAGCAGUGUUAGCUUAUUUUAUCAAUACCAUGAUGAAAACCUAUCAGUAUUGUCCUUCCAACAUCCACCUCAUUGGCCAUAGUCUUGGUGCUCAUACUGCUGGAGAGGCAGGAAGACGACUUCAAGAUGUUGGCAAAAACUCUCCAGGCGUUGGAAGAAUAAGUGGUUUGGACCCAGCAGGAUUUGGUUUUGAAGGAUUCCCUGAGAUGGUACGUCUGGAUCCUUCUGAUGCUAGAUUUGUGGAUGUGAUACAUACCAAUGCUGCCCGAUUUCCUUUAGGAUAUGGUAUGCUUAGUGCCACUGGUGAUAUAGACUUUUAUCCCAAUGGUGGAAAGAAUAUGGUUGGAUGUAUUGAUAAAGCUACACCAGAGACAGAACAUGACAAGGAAGGCCUUCCUAGAGAGGUUCAUUCUGUUGGAAACUGCCAUCACUCACGAAGUCAUGAGUACUACAGAUACAGCAUUCUCUACCCCAGUGGGUUCCUUGCCUAUCCCUGUGAAUCAUACAAAUCUUUUCAAGCGGGAAAUUGCUUUCCAUGUUCCAGGCAAGGUUGCCCAGUAAUGGGUCACUAUGCUGAUCAAUCCCGUGAUAAACUGAAGAAAAGCAAUCAAACCUACUAUCUAAACACAGGACCUCAGGAGCCCUUCACCAGUUGGCGUUAUAAUAUAUCUGUCAAACUAAAUGGAAUCAAACGUGCAAAAGGAGAAAUAAAUAUAGUUUUCCACAGUAAAGAUGGAGGUAUAAAGGAAUAUCAGAUUGUGAGGGGCAACCUUAAACAAGAACAAAUCUAUUCAAAGCUCACAGAUGUAGAAAUUAAUCCAGAAAGUGUUUCAAGAAUUGAGUUUGUUUGGCACAAGCAAUUUUUCACUUUCUUUUGGGCUAAACUAGGAGCUGAAAAACUAAAUCUUAUCCGUGGGCAGGAUGGGAAAAAGACUUCCCUUUGUGGCCAUGGAACAGUAAAAUCUGGUGUUCCUCAAACGCUUACACCUUGUUGAACAUAAAAGGAGGCAGAGUCAUAAACUGUAAGAGCAAUGAGGAACAGCUUCUUCAUGUGGCCAUUGAAAGAACAAGAUGGUUUGAACUAUGACUCAUUAGAACAAAUCUGUCAUUUUUUUUCAUUCAUUUCAU